This is a messenger RNA of Caenorhabditis briggsae, 1422 nucleotides long. RefSeq names its product Protein CBR-PES-9 (gene Cbr-pes-9). Lineage: Eukaryota; Metazoa; Nematoda; Chromadorea; Rhabditida; Rhabditidae. Gene Ontology annotation, biological process: proteolysis. The transcript has 3 exons. Bases 1 to 1422 code for a protein of 473 amino acids. The record is from RefSeq and is a predicted model, not a curated record. Gene Ontology annotation, molecular function: metallodipeptidase activity.
AUGACUGUUGACCUGACUAACGUAUUCCAACAAAUCGAUGGCGAUUUCGACAAUUUGAAGGAGCUUCUCCGUGAAGCCGUUGCAAUUCAAAGUGUGUCGGGAGACCCAUCAAAAAGAGAUGAGACAAUUCACAUGAUUCACUGGAUGAAAGAGAAGCUAGAGCAGAUUGGAACAACAUGUGAACUCGCCGAUUUGGGAAUCCAAGAGUUGGAAGGAAAGACUGUCAAGUUGCCGCCAGUUCUUUUGGGAACUCUUGGAACUGACAGCGCUAAAAAGACGCUUCUUGUCUAUGGACAUUUGGACGUUCAACCAGCUGCCAAAUCCGAUGGCUGGGACACUGAACCAUUUGAGCUCGUUGAGAAGGACGGAAAACUCUUCGGUCGUGGAUCUUCGGAUGACAAGGGGCCGGUGCUCUGUUGGCUUCAUGCGAUCCGUGCGGCGCAGAAAAAUAACAUCGAACUCCCUGUGAACAUCAAGUUCUGUUUCGAAGGAAUGGAGGAAUCUGGAUCCGUUGGUUUGCCAGAACUUUUAGAACGUGAGAAGGAUCGCUUCUUGGCUGGUGUGGAUUUCGUUUGCAUUUCUGACAGCUACUGGCUUGGCACCAAGAAGCCUUGUCUUACCUACGGACUCCGUGGUAUUUGCUCAUUUUUCGUCGAGGUCACCGGAAUUAAACAAGAUCUUCAUUCUGGAGUUUUCGGAGGCGUCAUCCAUGAGCCAUUACAAGAUCUGAUGUGGGUGAUGGCCCAAUUAACAACCGUGGAUAAUCGUAUUAGAAUUCCAGGUCUCUACGAUCAAGUUGCUCCACUCUCCGCUGCUGAGGAGAAGACAUACGAUGACAUCGAAUUCGAUGUUACCGAAUUCCGGGAGAGCGUUGGCGCUUCAAAACUUCCCACCGAAGACAAGAAGACGUUGUUGCUCCGUAGAUGGCGUGAGCCUUCUCUUGCUUUCCACGGAAUCGAGGGAGCCUUCUAUGGACCUGGAGAAAAGACAGUAAUCCCAUCGAAAGUCAUCGGAAAGUUCUCGAUUCGUAUUGUUCCUGACAUGGAUCCAGAGACUGUCAACCGUUUGACAGUUGAAUAUCUCAACAAGGUUUGGGCUGAACGUGGAUCUCCAAAUACCUUCAAGCCACGUCCAGGACAUAGUGCCAAGCCAUGGGUGGUUGAUGUGAACGACUCGAACUUCCUCGCCGGUGCUCGUGCUAUGAAGAGAGUUCAUGGCGUCGAGCCAGACAGAAUUCGUGAGGGAUGCUCGAUUCCAAUCACGCUGACAUUCCAAGAGCUCACUGGAAAGAGUGUUCUUCUCCUUCCCCUGGGAGCCGCUGAUGAUAUGGCUCAUUCGCAGAACGAGAAGAACAAUAAGUUGAACUAUGUGGAGGGAGUAAAGACGCUGUUGGCCUAUAUCAUGGAGCUGGGAAGUGCAUAA